Molecule: messenger RNA, 1620 nt
Organism: Calidris pugnax (ruff)
Lineage: Eukaryota; Metazoa; Chordata; Aves; Charadriiformes; Scolopacidae
Product: eukaryotic peptide chain release factor subunit 1-like
Exons: 10
Coding region: 193-1605 (470 amino acids)
Biological process (GO): cytoplasmic translational termination
Cellular component (GO): translation release factor complex; cytosol
Molecular function (GO): translation release factor activity, codon specific; sequence-specific mRNA binding
Source: RefSeq, a predicted model, not a curated record
GUCCCCCGGAAGUGAUGUCACGGGCCCCCAUGUGAGCCGAUUGCAACACAUGCAGCGCGGAGAGGGGGAGCGCGAGCAGCCGGUGUCCGACGUCAGCGCCAGCCGCGCGCCGCCGGGGGGGAGCGGGCCUGAGGCCGCAGCCGCCGCCGCCGCCGCAGCAGGAGGAGGAGGAGGAGGAGGAGGAGGGAGAAGAUGGCGGACGAUCCCAGCGCUGCCGACCGCAACGUGGAGAUCUGGAAGAUCAAGAAGCUCAUCAAGAGCCUGGAAGCGGCCCGCGGCAAUGGUACCAGCAUGAUAUCAUUGAUCAUUCCCCCCAAAGACCAGAUUUCGCGAGUGGCAAAAAUGUUAGCGGAUGAGUUUGGCACCGCCUCCAACAUUAAGUCUCGAGUGAAUCGCCUUUCAGUACUGGGAGCCAUCACAUCUGUACAGCAAAGACUGAAACUCUAUAACAAAGUACCUCCAAAUGGUCUGGUUGUUUACUGUGGAACAAUUGUGACAGAAGAAGGAAAAGAGAAGAAAGUCAACAUCGACUUCGAACCUUUCAAACCAAUCAAUACGUCGUUGUAUUUGUGUGACAACAAAUUCCACACAGAGGCUCUUACAGCGCUGCUUUCCGACGACAGCAAGUUUGGCUUUAUUGUAAUAGAUGGUAGCGGUGCACUCUUUGGAACUCUUCAAGGAAACACAAGAGAGGUCCUGCACAAAUUCACUGUGGAUCUUCCAAAGAAGCAUGGUAGAGGAGGUCAGUCUGCCUUGCGUUUUGCUCGUUUGAGGAUGGAGAAACGACACAACUACGUGAGGAAGGUAGCGGAGACAGCUGUGCAGCUCUUCAUUUCUGGAGACAAGGUGAACGUGGCCGGUCUCGUUUUAGCUGGAUCGGCUGACUUCAAAACUGAAUUAAGUCAAUCCGACAUGUUUGAUCAGCGGUUGCAAUCCAAAGUGCUCAAACUAGUUGACAUUUCAUACGGAGGAGAAAAUGGAUUCAAUCAAGCAAUUGAGUUGUCAACUGAGGUCCUCUCCAAUGUGAAAUUCAUUCAAGAGAAGAAACUAAUAGGACGAUACUUCGACGAAAUCAGUCAGGACACGGGGAAGUACUGUUUUGGCGUUGAAGAUACAUUAAAAGCUUUGGAAAUGGGAGCAGUAGAGAUACUGAUAGUCUAUGAAAAUCUGGAUAUCAUGAGAUACGUUCUGCACUGCCAAGGCACGGAGGAGGAGAAGAUCCUGUAUUUGACACCAGAGCAAGAGAAGGAUAAAUCCCACUUCACAGAUAAAGAGACUGGCCAGGAACAUGAACUGAUAGAAAGUAUGCCCCUUCUGGAGUGGUUUGCAAACAACUACAAGAAAUUCGGAGCAACAUUGGAAAUUGUUACAGACAAAUCACAGGAAGGAUCCCAAUUUGUGAAAGGAUUUGGAGGAAUCGGAGGUAAACUGCAAGACAAAAACGUGUUUGUCUUGUCUUUUUUUUUAAUGGUUGAUUUGAUAAUCUGGUGCCAACACAAGUGGAAGGCUAGAGAGAUUAAUCUUACCCCUAUUAGUCAGGAUAUCAGUUUGAGAAAUGAUCAGAGGGUGCUUGGAGGGUGGACUGUCCUUCUUUCCAGCUGCUGAAUUUCAGAAGGGCCG